UCAGAGCAGUUCUGCCAUGACUGUGCUCGUGCAGCAGCAGCAGCAGCGCGGAGGGAUGUGCUGUAUCAUCCAGGCAGCCCGGCAGACGCUCCGUCCUUCAGUGGGAAUCCUGCAGCUCCAUCAUGGCUCUCAACAUCCCCGGAGUGGCCGUGAUGAUGUUCUUCUACCUGCUGGUCCUCGGGAUCGGCAUCUGGGCUUCCAUCAAGUCCAAAAGGGAAGCCAAGAAGGGCCAGGGGGAUAAGACGGAGAUGGCUCUGCUGGGCAACCGGGGCAUCAACCUAGUGGUCGGCAUCUUCACCAUGACAGCUACAUGGGUUGGAGGCGGAUUCAUUGUGGGCACAGCGGAGGCGGUGUACAACCCCUCCAUGGGACUGAUCUGGGCCGUCAUGCCAAUCACAGCAACCAUGUGUUUCAUCAUCGGUGGCCUGUUCUUCGCCGAGCCGAUGAGAAACAAUAAAUACGUGACCAUGAUGGAUCCUUUCCAGAUCAAAUACGGAAAAGUACCGACGGCCGCUCUGUCGCUGGCUUCGCUCAUAUCAGAGAUCAUGUGGGUGACAGGGACACUCAUAGGAUUAGGUGUAACUAUGAGUGUGAUCCUGGACUUGUCCUACACUGUGAGCAUCUGGAUCUCUGCGGCUGUGGCCAUCACCUACACUCUGCUGGGAGGCCUCUACUCAGUGGCCUACACAGACAUCAUACAGCUCAUUCUCAUCUUCAUUAGCUUGUGGCUGUGCGUCCCUUUUGCCCUGAUGAGCCCCGCUGUGUUGGACAUAACGGAGACAGCCUACAACAACACCUUCCAGUCCCCAUGGGUCGGUACUCUGGAGGCAGACAGAGCCUGGAGGUGGAUCGACAACUUUCUGCUGCUGGGUUUGGGAAACUUGGGUCUUCAGAACUUCCACCAGAGGACGCUGUCCGCCGCCUCCUCGGCUACAGCCAAGAUAACCUGCUUCGCCGCCGCGUUCAUCGUUCCCACUUUAGGCAUCCCGCCCAUACUGCUCGGUGCAGUGGCUGCAUCAACAAAUUGGAACCUGACCUCUUAUGGAUCUCCAUCUCCGUUUGAGCGUGGCGAGACAGGACUCGUCCUGCCCAUCGUCCUGCAGCACCUCACCCCGACCUACAUCUCCAUCGUCGGUAUCGGGGCGGUGGCCGCCGCUGUGAUGUCAUCCACUGACUCUGCCUUGCUCUCUGCUGCCUCCAUCUUCACCUCCAACAUUUAUAGGGCCAUCCUGAGGACACAGGCGUCAGAGCAGGAGAUCCAGUGGGUGAUCAGGGUCUCGGUGGUGGUGGUGGGCCUGGCCGGCACAUCUCUCACCUUCCUGGACAACAGCGUCCUGAUGAUCUGGCUGCUUCGCUCCGACCUCACCUACACCCUCAUGCUGCCGCAGCUCGUCUGCGUCCUCUUCUUCAGCGUCUCUAAUGGCUACGGCGCCAUCCUGGGCUGUGUGGUGGGCGUGCUGCUGCGGGUGCUGUGCGGGGAGCCGCUGCUAGGCAUAACACCUGUGAUCAAAUUCCCAGGAUGCACCCUGGUAAACGGCGUCUACGUCCAGCAGUCCCCAAUCAGAACCAUCUGCAUGCUGUCAGCUGUGGCGGCCAUCUUGUUGUUCUCCUACCUGGCGUCUGUGCUCUUUAACAGAGGCCUGAUUCCUGAGAAAUGGGAUGUUUUUAAUGUGAAAGCUCAGUAUUCGUCACAAACACAAGGUGAAACCAAAUCGAACCAGAAGUUGAAAGAACAGAACGAGAACAAUGAAGCGUGUGAACCGAUGUUAGAAUCAACAUGUUAAGUAGGAAAAAUUAUUUGAAAUACAUGUUUCAUCUGUUUUGACUGGUUUGAGAACAAAUGUAUGUAUUGUGUAAUGGCACACUUUUAAUUAUAGUACAGUAUAUUUUCGUUUUGUAUACUUUUAUAUGCAGCAUAAAUGGAAAAAACAUCACACCUAUGCUCUUUGUUAUAAGAGCUCAGAAUGUUUUCUGCAAUUUUAUGCAGCAUUGAUACUUUCAAGCAUUGACGGAUUAUAAGACAAUGGACCCCAGAGCACAGACACAUAAAAAAUAUAUUAAAAUAUCAGAUCAGACUAAAGGUGUAGAGUGACGCAGGGAUGACGAAUUUUUGUAGGCCGACCCGGAAGUUAGCAUCACCCUGGUUCCCUUGUAUUUUGACUGACUUGGAUUAUUACAGAAAAUACUCUGUGACCAACAGUUUAUGAUAAUGACACGUUUUGUUCAGCAGGAUAAUUUUACCUAAUGAGCAGCACUUUAUGAUGUUUGAAGCUAGAAGUGAAACGCCAAUGUUAAGCUACAAACUAACUUCACCACGGUCACAUGACUUCAACGUCACCGCUGCUGAACUUCCAAAUUUGUAAUUUGAUUUAACUCUGACCUCUUCUACAAAAAGGCCUUUCCUCUUUUAAAGUUAGUACAAACACAACGAUGCUGUAAAGACGGACAUGUGAGUAGAUCGGCUUUCGUGUCCUGCAUGAUGACGUCUAACGUCCCCGACAACACAACCGGCUUUUUUUUUUUUAGAGACGUAAAAGCUUUAAAUAAAUCUCGACUGGUCUAUUUACUGACGUAUUUUAUGUUGUACAACAAAAUGUGAAUAUAUAGUGACCGUACGUUAUCCACAGAUAAUGUUAUUUUAACCGUCUAACGAAAAAAAACCCCACAGACUUGAGCACGAGGGAACCAGAAGUGCUAAAAUGCUAACUUAUUUCCGGGUUUUAGGACACACUCCUGCGGCACUCAGUAAAAUUAAUGGACAUGGAUUUGGAUCAGGGGCAAAAGGACAUGAAUAUAACAUCCCUAUUUUUAAAUGAGCUCUUUGAAUUUAAUAUCAAUCACUGCCACUUAAUACAGAGACUCUGGUUUAAGGGCCCCUGGCUGCGCCUGUGCCUGGUUGGCUCAUAAGAUGAUCCAUCUGUGCUUUAAAAGUAAUUUUAUAUUUGAUUGCACACCAUUCUUAUUUUGGUUCUUUUGGUCCUGGUUUUAUUGCAGCUUCAGCAUUUAAAAAAAAACAGUGGCUGUCAACAGUAAAGUAUUGCAAAUGUUAAAAACCAGGGCUUCACCUGUGGUUUGAUUAAAACUGCCGACAUGCUGCACAACUGAUCGGUGAAUAAAUACAGAGAAACACCAGCUGGACUAAUUUAACAGGUUCUUUUGUGCCUUGAAGGCCAACUUGAUUAAAUUAUGUUGUACCCAGAGCUGAGAUAAACAGAUAAACAUGGAAGCAAAAAGGGCAAAGUGACCAGAAAUUUAUGUUUUAAACAUGCUUUCUCGCACUGCUUUUAAGAUACAGAUACCUUGUUUUUAUCUGUUUAAAAAGAAGGUAUCCACUCUUCUCUAUUGACUGUUGGCAUAAUUAAACAGUUAAUGGGUUAAUGAUUUUAGAUAGUUUCAAAUAAAAUCAAUUUAGUAAGGACAGAGACCUUUUGUGUUUUAAAAUUAUCAAAAUCUGCAUGGAUAUAUUGCUAAACAUGGAUAUAAUCAGUGUUAGAAUUAAACCCUUAAUUUGCUUAAAGUCCACUGGACUUAACCUGACUUCAUGUGUCCUAUGAGCUUAUGAUGACACACAAAAAUAACCACCCUCUGUUACAUAAUUCAGCAUGGGACUGUGUGGCAUGUCCGGUAGUGACAGAUGUCUGGACAAUCCCUCCCUCUCUCCCUCCCCCUCUCUCUCGCUCUCUCUCUCCCUCCCCCACGUCUGUGUCAGUCUAAGUCAUGCAACAAUAUAUCAGUGUGGUAUUAUAUGAGGUGGCAUCUCGCUCCUGACUCGUGCCAACAGCUCUAGUGGAAAAAUCGUCCCACAGGACACAGAGACGCUGACCGAGAUAAAGGUCUUCUAAAAUAAGACCACACAAGAGGACGCUGCUCCGGCUGCUUCCUGUGUCCUUCGUUUGAUAGUUGAUGGUUAAGUCGACGAUGAGGUUCAGAAUGCAAAGUCUAAGUGUGCACUAACUAGGUAGUGAAUGUGUAGUGUUGGAUAAAUAAAUCAAUUUGACAUUAUUUGAGUUGCAAAGCUCCAAAAUGACAAGUUAUACUUCUAUAUGAUUUUUUUUGUUUAUUUGCAUGUUAAAUUAAUUAAUGUUUGUUUGGAAAAUGAUUCUGCUAAAGGCCUUACAUUUCACUCAUGUUGCUCUGCCACUAAAUCAGAUUUGAGUGGAGAGUUUCAUGAUGGUUUCAAUACAGUUUCAGGGGGUUUUACGGCCCUGUACUGUACAUGUUUUGGCACAACAGUGUAGAUAGAACAAUAAUCUGAGUAUUUUCCUAUUAAAUCUUUGAGUUGAUGUAGAAAACAUAAUAGUUUAAUCCAUUAAAUUCUAACGCAGAAUAAAGAGUGACAUUACAGCUGCUAAAUGCACAAAUUCUGUGGCUACUGUUGUGUCUGCAUUAGGUGCACCAACUAAGAAAGUUUUGUGGAUCAGGAUAUGAUGCACAAAGUUUUCUUCUCAAAUAGGUGUAAAAUCUGUUGUAUUUGUUCUCUGUGAGUGAGGUAAAUAAAGACAAGUCUGCAGAAUUUCACUUGGAGCAAUAAACAAACAAACAAAAAAAAAAAAAAGGUUGUAAAAGGAGAUAAACUGUCAAACAGGAGUGAAAUGGUUUUGGCUUCUGCUGUCAGUAAAAACAGAUGCACUUCA
Messenger RNA from Seriola dumerili (greater amberjack), 4634 nucleotides. Its product is annotated as high-affinity choline transporter 1-like. The coding region runs from base 123 to 1784 and encodes 553 amino acids. Gene Ontology annotation, biological process: acetylcholine biosynthetic process; choline transport; transmembrane transport. Lineage: Eukaryota; Metazoa; Chordata; Actinopteri; Carangiformes; Carangidae. The record is from RefSeq and is a predicted model, not a curated record. Gene Ontology annotation, cellular component: plasma membrane. The transcript has 8 exons. Gene Ontology annotation, molecular function: choline:sodium symporter activity.